Lottia gigantea (owl limpet) is the source of this 2295-nucleotide messenger RNA. RefSeq lists its product as hypothetical. The transcript is spliced from 11 exons. Gene Ontology annotation, molecular function: interleukin-17 receptor activity. Bases 1 to 2295 code for a protein of 764 amino acids. The record is from RefSeq and is a predicted model, not a curated record. NCBI's taxonomy places the organism in Eukaryota, Metazoa, Mollusca, Gastropoda, Lottiidae.
AUGUGGGAUUCGAAGACAGUCCGCGGAAUAGUGCUGUUGGUUUGUGGAAUGGAGUGCUUAGUCCAAUCAGCCAGUAACUGUACAUUAAAGAUAAUACAGAAUGGAAAAGAGAGAACUGACAUUUCCUGUGUAGAAUACACCAUCCCAGCAGCAGAUUGUCGCAUACCCAAUAAUGCCAACCUUCCUAUAGUCGACGAGGACACCGGAGCGAUUGAAUCUGCUAAGAAUUUUGAAUCUGAUGUGAAGAGGAAUAUACGAAAUAUUUCUGAAGUUACCUGGUAUAUACCAAGACUACGUCUAUCCUGGAACCUACCCAUAUCUUCUAACGCCGUCAAGAAUUUAAAAGGGUUUAUGGUAGAUGGGGUGUGUGUGGCUGGACAAUCCUGUUCCACGUCUGAUUUCUGUACCAUGUUCCAGCUGACAGGGGCUGAGUUUACGUCUUCAGAUUGGAAUGUGACAUUUGAAUAUGAGAAAGAUUUGAAUAUUUCCUCUACGUAUUAUCAUUUGAAGUUGUUUUCUCUGCCGAGAACGCUGACUGAUGGAAGAUUAGUAAAGCAUCAUUAUAGAAAUAUCAACGGUGCCUCCAAUAACGGACCCACGAAGGAUUCUAUCAAGUGGACAACUUCAACAAAAUUACAAUUUAAUGACAACAACGUCACGCUGAGCUUCAAUUACCCGGGAUUUAGUUUCACACAUUUUGAGAUUGGUCUGAAAAAUCCUAAAACUUCUGGUCUGAUACAAUCCAAGGAUUUCGUACGUGUACAGAAUUCACCACAUGCCGAGGUUACAUUUUAUAAUAUACCGACUGGCCAAUACAUUCUAGAUAUUGAACCUAAAGAUCAACAUCGGAAUGAUGAUGAUAAUUGCCAGUGUUAUGUAAUAGACGCUAUGAACGAAAAAUAUUGUGAGAUGAGAUGCGGUUCUGUUUUAACUCCGCAGUUUAAUGUCACGGCACCAGAUGUACCGACGACAACAUCAUCCCCAACCUCGACAUCAACAUCAGAUAGAGAUUUAGAUGAAACAUCACCAUCUCCCGAAUCGUCUGAAACUCCUAACGGCCUACCUGGUAUAACUGGUCCCAACAUUGGAGAGGUUAACAAAUCAAAAGAUAACGACCCGUUGACGAUCGGUCUAGCUGUGGGUUUGACGAUUAUAUUCGCUCUUGGAACGGCUGCUCUUUUGUAUUACAUGUUAAAAUGCAGAAAAGGAGGUGAUGAUGAUCCUGCAAGUUUACAAGAAAAGAGUUCGUUUGACCAGUUUAGAGAAGCGGCCAUCAGAGAGAAGACGGUGUUUGUGUUAAGCGCAGACGAUCACGCGCAUCAUCUGGAUGUCGUGAAACAGUUAGUGAUCUUCUUGAAAGACAAAUGCCAGUGUCGAGUUAUCUACCCUCCGUGGGAGAUCAAACAGAUCGGUUCUGACUCGUGGAGAGGCUGGCUGCAUAAGAGUCUGGACAAGGCUGAUUACGUUCUUGUGGUGAAUUCCGAGGUGAGCUAUAAGCUAUUGAAGGCGUCCAUCAGUAAUGAGAGUUAUAAUUAUAAAGUGUUAACUGACUCUGCUAAUUUAUUUCCGGAGGUGCUGGCUGAGAUAUUGAAGGAAAACAGGCAACUGGAGAAUGUCCAUAAAGGUGUUUCAAGAACCACUGCUGCUAUGGGUACCAACGGUGGUAAUCGCUUAGAUACAGAUAAAUUCCUUACCGUGUCCUUCUAUUACACACCGAAAGAAUUUUAUUUGUCCGAUUUCCGAAUUAAUUUUGAAUUGCUUCAACAGUUACCCAAUCUGAUCCGUUACAUCCACCAGUUGCAGGCUAAUUCCUAUAUUCCACUUGAUCUUAAAGACGUGUUUACCGACGUGCCUGAAAGUAGCUGUAAAGCUGAUCUUGAAAAUGCCAUAUUAAAAGCAGGACGAUUUGAGAAGAGUGACGUUUUGUGGUUUUCCGAACGGUUCGGAGAUGCUUAUAGGCGUGAAACAGAACGACAGGAUUCUGGAUAUGACGAACAUGAUAUAUCCCGAAGUAGAAGCACAUCUCAGAAAUCCGACCGAGAAUCCACUGACGAGUUCGGUUUUUACCCACCGAGUAUUUUUGAUGAUGGUCAGUCAAGAGUUACUGCCCCUGAUGUUGGUGAAACUAUGAGUUAUGGAAAUUUCUCUUUUAUACCACCCGAUGCUGUGUCACGUGGUUUGUCGGAGUUUUGCGCGCCAACAGACGACCAAGAUGGCGUGGACAUUUGUACUAUCAGCCGACAGUUCCGAGAUAUUAAUAAAAACUAUGAAGACAAUACGUGUACUGAGAUAUAG